UCAACGUCAAAGAAGAAGAAGAAGACAAACAGGACGUUGCGUCUAAUGCUAAUCUGAGAACCUGCAGGCUGCUGAACAUGAAUAAACCUGUUUAGCUUCUGACACGACCUUAAUAAAAGAGUGUCUAUCUGUCCUACGUAUCUGCUGGGACCACGGACAGCUAGACUUGAAUUGGGUUCAUCCCGUUAACUGAAGUUUCUCCCUUCAUCCACUCAUCAUGGUGGACUACUACCAGGUUUUAGGAGUACGGAGAGAUUCGUCUGCAGAUGAAAUAAAGAAAGCCUACAGAAAGCUGGCCUUGAGGUGGCACCCUGAUAAAAACCCGGAGAACAAGGAGGAGGCUGAGAAGAAGUUCAAGGAGCUGUCGGAGGCGUAUGAAGUCCUGUCAGAUGCCAACAAGAGGAGCACAUAUGAUCGCUAUGGCAAAGAGGGACUGACAGGGAGCAACGGAGGAAGGGGAGGCCAUUUCCACAACGGAGAUCAUUUCCACGAACCAUUCACAUUCCGAAACCCAGACGACGUCUUCAGGGAAUUCUUCGGAGGCAGAGACCCAUUUGCAGACUUUUUUGGUGCAGAUCCAUUUAGUGAUGAUCCAUUCUUCGGCAGUGGCCGGCGGCACCAUAGUCGAGCAAAUCGCAGCCGGACAGCCAGCCCGUUUUUCGGGGGCUUUGUCGGUUUUCCUCCCUUUGGCGCUGGCUUCUCACCUUUUGACCCAGGCUUCAGUUCUUUUGGCUCUAUGAGCCCCAUGGGUCAUAUGGGUCACAUGGGUCACAUGACAACCAUGGGCAGUCUGGGAGGUGGAGGCUUCACCUCUUUUUCCUCCACCUCCUUCGGGGGAGGAGGAGGAGGUGGCGGUGGGGGAGGCAUGGGCAACUUCCGCUCUGUGUCCACCUCCACCAAGAUCAUCAACGGCAGGAAGAUCACCACUAAAAGAAUCGUGGAGAACGGGCAGGAGCGGGUGGAGGUGGAGGAGGACGGGCAGCUGCGGUCAUUAACCGUUAACGGUAAGGAGCAGCUGCUGCGGCUGGAACACCGGUAAAGACCGACGCUUCCUCUGCUGGAGAAGUGUUACCUCAGCACAAACAUACCAACAAACUUGAGCUUGAUACAGAGAGAGAGAGAGAGAGAGAGAGAGAAAAAAAAUAAAAAAUGUGAUAAUAGCACUCCACUGUUGUUUGGAUGUAAAUACUUAGGUUGCAUUUAUUUCCCCGUGUGUCCUCUCCCUGCUGACUUUCAUUUGUUAACCAAUGAUUCAAAUUCAAUGAUAUUUGGAUGCCGACUUUUCUAUGCAUUUUGUUAAUGUAUUUCUGAAUUGGAGAAUUGUCCUUAUAUUUUGGCUCAGGGUGGUGUUAUUGUUUCAGUGUUUGGGACCACAGUAUUGUUCUGAUGUAUAUGACCAGCCCCCACCCCCUCCCCACCUUCCCUUCUUUUUCUUUUCUGUAUGCACUCGGUACUGCUUGUCUAAUCUCUUCUUAGUAAUAAUUCUUUUUUUAUUGAAAAAAAAUAAAUAAAUACAAUGCUGGUAGGAUGAGUUAUGCAAUUUUAUAUGUUCUAAUACCAAUAUGUUUAUUGUUUAUUUAAUUCUGCAUGUACUCCUGUUGAUGUCGAGUCUUAAUGUUAAAGCUGCAUUAUGAUGCACAACUAAUGGAAGGCAUUCUAUAAAUGAUAUAUGGAUAUAGAAGGAAUUUUGUGUACUUUGUAAACCAAUAAAUCUGAGCGUCGUCCUGUUUUCAGGAUGCAGAAAUGUGA
This is a messenger RNA of Perca fluviatilis (European perch), 1749 nucleotides long. RefSeq names its product dnaJ homolog subfamily B member 6-like. Lineage: Eukaryota; Metazoa; Chordata; Actinopteri; Perciformes; Percidae. Gene Ontology annotation, biological process: protein refolding; positive regulation of proteasomal ubiquitin-dependent protein catabolic process. Bases 218 to 1039 code for a protein of 273 amino acids. The transcript has 8 exons. Gene Ontology annotation, molecular function: Hsp70 protein binding; ATPase activator activity. Gene Ontology annotation, cellular component: cytosol; endoplasmic reticulum membrane. The record is from RefSeq and is a predicted model, not a curated record.